CUUUAUACUAUCGAUAAAUAAACAAAACUAAUUUCGCUGCCGCAACAAGUGAAUUUGAAAUAAGUUUAUUUAAACAAUUAUGUCGGUCUUCCGCCUGAACACGCUGAUGAGACUUGCACCAAAAGCAUCGGCUAUUCGAUCCAUUCAGAUGCAGCCCCAACGAAACCUCGCCGCCCAGACGGAAUCCGGAAUCACCGGCGAAUUCAAGACUCUGGCCAUCAGUACGCCUAAGCCGUUCGUGUUUCAUGUUGAGCUUCAUCGGCCCAACAAGCUUAAUGCCUUCAACAGACAGAUGUGGCUAGAGAUCAAGGAGUGCUUCGAUGGACUGGCUACAAAUCCCGAUUGUCGGGCUAUUGUCCUGUCCGCGUCCGGAAAGCACUUCACCGCCGGUAUCGACCUUAACGACAUGAUGAAUGUCGGCCAGACACUGGCUGAAGCCGAUGAUUACGCCCGCAAGGGUGUCAUUAUGGAGCGUAUGAUCAAGUUGUAUCAGGACUCGAUCAGCAGCCUGGAGCUGUGUCCCAAGCCGGUUAUCACCGCAGUUCACAAAGCGUGCAUUGGCGCUGGCGUGGAUCUGAUUACCGCCUCCGACAUCCGCUACUGCACAGAGGAUGCCUUCUUCCAGGUCAAGGAGGUGGACAUUGGCAUGGCCGCCGAUGUGGGGACCCUGCAGCGUUUGCCCAAGGCGGUGGGCAGUCAGUCUCUCGCCCGGGAACUGUGCUUCACAGGCCGAAAAUUCGAGGCAGCCGAGGCACAUUCUUCGGGUCUGGUGAGUCGCGUCUUUCCGGACAAGGAGUCAUUGCUAUGUGGAGCCUUGGCCAUCGCAGAGCUCAUCGCUAGUAAAAGUCCCGUCGCCGUGAGGACGACAAAGGAAAACAUCAUUUAUUCGCUGGACCAUACUAACCAAGAGGGAUUGGAACACAUUCGCCUGCUAAACAAGCUCAAUUUAUUGUCGGAGGACUUUGCCCAGGCUGUGGCCGCCCAAUUGACAAAGGACGAGAAACCCGUUUUUGCCAAACUGUGAUGUACGAAAUAUGAGAAAAGAAACGGCCGAAGGACUGAAUUUAAAAUGUAUUUGCCAUGUAUGCAUUCAAAAAUACACCAGCUGCUUUUACUUUA
Molecule: messenger RNA, 1119 nt
Organism: Drosophila eugracilis
Lineage: Eukaryota; Metazoa; Arthropoda; Insecta; Diptera; Drosophilidae
Product: delta(3,5)-Delta(2,4)-dienoyl-CoA isomerase, mitochondrial
Exons: 4
Coding region: 80-1024 (314 amino acids)
Cellular component (GO): mitochondrion
Molecular function (GO): delta(3,5)-delta(2,4)-dienoyl-CoA isomerase activity
Source: RefSeq, a predicted model, not a curated record